Messenger RNA from Lepus europaeus (European hare), 858 nucleotides. RefSeq names its product galectin 2 (gene LGALS2). Gene Ontology annotation, molecular function: carbohydrate binding. Lineage: Eukaryota; Metazoa; Chordata; Mammalia; Lagomorpha; Leporidae. The transcript is spliced from 4 exons. The record is from RefSeq and is a predicted model, not a curated record. The coding region runs from base 139 to 786 and encodes 215 amino acids.
GUUCCCGGAGCUUAGGCGGCAGAGGAGGCGGAGAGGCUGGGGGCUGAGGGGAGCGCCAUGGAAACCCCACAGGACGCUCCGAGGGGCCCUGCGUCACGGAGGGGCCUGUGACCGCUUCCGGAAGAACGCUCCGCGGCCAUGUUUCUGAGGGGCUCUAGGUCUGAGGUCACUUCCGGAGCCCUCAGCGCGUACUUCCGCUCGGGUGCGAAAAUGGGAGGGUCUCUUAAAAGGGCGAUGGCGUUCGUCGGCCGCUGUGGAGGUGAUGACGAAAUCGCUCUGAGCCAGGCGGUUUGCCUGAGGUCACGGCCCCCGGGGCUGUGCUGCGUUUUGUGUUGUCGCGAAGUGACGGGCCCGGGAAGAGACGGGGAACGCCCACGGCUAGCGGCGACCCAGGAGGAGAAGUUUGAGAUCACAAACAUGGACAUGAGAGCGGGCACCUCCCUGAGGCUCAAGGGCAAGAUUGAUGACGACUGUGACGGUUUCGUGAUUAACCUGGGCCAGGGGACAGACAAGCUGGGCCUCCACUUCAACCCCCGCUUCAAGGAAUCCACCAUCGUCUGCAAUUCCCGGGACGGCAGCCAGUGGGGAAGAGAGCAACGGGAAAACCACCUGUGCUUCAGCCCAGGGUCAGAGGUCAAGUUCACGAUGACCUUUGAGGGCGAUAAGUUCAAGGUGAAGCUGCCGGACGGGCACGAGCUGACCUUUCCCAACAGGCUGGGCCACAGCCACCUGAGCUACCUGGGCGUGCAGGGUGGGUUCAGCAUCUCCUCCUUCAAGUUCGAAUGAGCCGGAAUAAAAGACCCCCAGCCAGGUGCCUGCAUCAAGCCUUCUUCCUGGUCGCACCAGGGUCAGCAGCCC